Messenger RNA from Tarenaya hassleriana, 2985 nucleotides. Its product is annotated as BTB/POZ domain-containing protein At3g44820. The transcript is spliced from 5 exons. The record is from RefSeq and is a predicted model, not a curated record. Bases 715 to 2586 code for a protein of 623 amino acids. Lineage: Eukaryota; Viridiplantae; Streptophyta; Magnoliopsida; Brassicales; Cleomaceae. Gene Ontology annotation, molecular function: protein binding.
UUCUGCUUCUUGGGAUCUAUAAAAACUGAUGUAAUCUGCUUUCCCUGAUUUUACUCUGAAAAUGUCUACUUUUUCACAGAGAUCACUGUUUCAUAGUCUCCUAAGAUCAUUAUGUCUUCGGUUUGAAUUUUUGUCUCAGUAUUCCUUUGAUCUGUAAUCUCCCUUCUUCUCCUUCUCCUUCUCCUUCUCCUUCUCUCUCUGUCUCUGUGAAGACUGAAGAGUGUGAAGAGGAAGAAUCUCAAACACAAGGCAUCUGCAUCAUCGAGCAAAAUCAAGCAAUUCUUGGGCUUUUUUUAAAUAAAAAAAAAUUGUAAGAAAAUGGCUUUCUGUCUGUAAAUUGUUUUGUUUUUGUGUUAUUGUGUUUGGUUUGUUUGAGCUGUAAAGGGCCACCAUUGCCCACAAACCUCCGUUCUUGACGUCUCUCUGUUUCUUUUUGGACGGAAAAAAAAAUUAUUCUUUUUUAGAAUUCUCUUUGGAUACUGAGAGUUUUCGUUUUUUUCUUCUUUCAGUGGUUUAGUGGCCUUCCUUUUCUCUUAAAUUUUUAUUAUUAUCCCUUUUGGUUUGUGGAGAAACUUCUCGGUUUGGUGGGUGGGGCGUUAUUUUUUUUCCUUCUCUUCCUCGUUUCUUCUUGCUUUCGACAUGUAAUUUGAUCGAUUUCGAUCGUAUUUCUCCAUUGGAAUUGGGUUUCUCUCUCCCUCCCUCCUUCUCAGAGACAUGUCUCCUGUUGCCAAGGUCUCUGAGUUUUAUAGGGAAGGAAAUCACUGGUUUUGUAAAGCAGGGUUGCCAAGUGAUUUCGUUGUGGUUGUGGAUGAUGUGAAGUUUCACCUUCAUAAGUUUCCGCUCGUGUCGAAAUGCGGUAAGAUCGCUCGGAUCUAUGAAGAGUCUCGAAACAGUAACGGGAAAUCUGUCCACACCACUGAGCUCGAAGAGUUUCUGGGUGGCCCGGAUAAUUUCUUGACCGUGGCUAAGUUCUGUUACUCUGGAAAGGUAGAUUUCACGCCGAGAAACAUAGUAUUCGUAUACUGCGGGGCAGAGUACCUCGGGAUGACAGAUGAGCUUGGAGAAGAUAACUUGAUUUCCCGGUCGGAAAAUUUCUUGCACAAACACGUACUGAAUAAUUGGAAAGACUGUAUCUUGGCUCUUCAAAGCUCGGACCCGGUUCUUGAAAAAGCAGAAAAGAUUCAGAUAAUCCCGAAAAUCAUGAGCGCCAUAUCCACGAUGGUGUGUACUGACCCGAGUCUCUUCGGGUGGCCGAUGAUGAUGUAUGGAAGCUUGCAGAGUCCGGGAGGGAGCAUCCUGUGGAAUGGAAUAAACACGGGGGCAAGAAUAAGAAGCUCGGAUUCAGAUUGGUGGUACGAAGAUAUCUCUUCCUUGAGCAUAAAUUUGUUCGAAAAGCUCAUCAAGACGAUGGAGAUGAGAUGUAUACGGGCAGAAAGCUUAGCCGGUGCGAUGAUUUAUUACGCGAGGAAGUAUCUGCCUGGGUUGGGACGGUGGCAGGGCGGUAGCAAAAGCAGGUCAGUCGCGAGUUUUGGCUCGAAACCUGUUUCUACGAUCGAUCAGAAGCUUCUGCUCGAAACCAUCGUAAGACUUCUUCCCGAGAAGAGAGGAAGAUCCUUCUGUAGGUUUUUGUUAGGUCUUCUUCGGGUUUCGUUCAUUCUCGGAGGCGAUUCCAGCUGCGUAGAGAAUCUGGAGAGGAGGAUAGGGAUGCAGUUAGAGCUGGCAACAGUCGAGAAUCUUCUGAUUCUUAACUAUUCCGAUUCGGAAACUCUGUACAAUGUGGAUUGUGUUGAGCGGAUAAUAUGCCAUUUCGUGUCGUCGGGUUCACGGUUACCGGCCUUUUCCCCUCCGUCAUGGGACCUUGAAACGUCGCCCUCAUCGAGAAAAGUUGCGAAGUUGGUUGAUAGCUACAUGGCAGAGGUUGCUUCUGAUGUGAAUCUGAAACCCGAGAAGAUGCAAUCUCUUGCGGCAGCUCUUCCGGAGUCUUCUAGAUCUUUACACGACGGUCUGUAUAGAGCGCUCGAUAUCUAUUUCAAGGGGCAUCCAUGGCUUUCGGACAUCGAAAAGCAACAACUCUGCAACAUCAUAGAUUACUCGAGACUCUCCAUAGACGCGUGCGCUCACGCGUCGCACAACGAGCGGUUACCGCUCCGUGUCAUUCUCCAAGUCCUCUUCUUCGAACACAUGCAUCUCAGAACCGCUCUGACCGGCGUCCUCAACAUCGAAAACGCCGAAAACGGUGUCAGGACAGGACAUGAGAUUGUCCGGAGAGACGGGUGGGUAACCGUUGUCCGCGAAAACAAUGUCCUGAAGGUGGAUAUGGAGAAGAUGAGAUCUCGGGUGGGGGAACUGGAAGAAGAGUUUCAGAAGAUAAAGCACGAGAUGAAGAGUGUGAGCUGCAAGUCACAUAGCUCUAUGGCAGCGGCCUCGCCUCGUCUGGUGAAGAUCGGUUGCAAGCUUCUUCUCCCUCGUGGUUCGGAUGCCAAAAACGACGUCGUUUCCUCUACUCCGAGAUCUUCUUCCGCCGACCGUGAUGCUCCUCGCCCUUCCCGCCAUUCCAGACACCGGAAAAGCUUCUCAUUCUUUUGAAAGUUUCCCUCCAAACACAAUCAGACACAAAAAGCAUCUCUGUUUUUUUUUUUCUGGGCAUUGUCCAGAAAAAAAAAGCUUCUCCCUUUUUCACUGUAAUUCUCCUCCGAGAAAAAAUCCGACAACGGAAGCUCGACAUCUGAAGCCUUGCCUGAAGAUUCAGCUACCUGGUUUCAGACAUGGGAAUUCACGACAGAUAAGUACAUAGGCAGAGUUCAACGUUUACAGAAGAAGAUAGUAUAUUCUUGAUUUGUUCAUUUUGCUUUGGUUUGUAGAUCGUCUCCAUGUAAAUGAAUAUUGAGGUUUGGGGAAAAGAGAGAGUAGCUUACGCAGUUAUGUAAGAAGAAUAUCGCAAGCGCAUUGACGAGAAUCCAUUAGGACCAAUAAUAUGUUGCCACA